Messenger RNA from Drosophila rhopaloa, 3985 nucleotides. Its product is annotated as ubiquitin-protein ligase E3C. The transcript is spliced from 8 exons. The coding region runs from base 284 to 3652 and encodes 1122 amino acids. Gene Ontology annotation, molecular function: ubiquitin protein ligase activity; protein binding. The record is from RefSeq and is a predicted model, not a curated record. Lineage: Eukaryota; Metazoa; Arthropoda; Insecta; Diptera; Drosophilidae. Gene Ontology annotation, biological process: protein polyubiquitination; ubiquitin-dependent protein catabolic process.
UGUCGAUAAGUUGCUAUCGAAAUAUACAAGAGAAAUAUACAAAUCAUUUGCAAAUUAAGGUUUUACGCAUUUUAAAUUCGAAAGUAUCGGGAGGGAAAGCGUGCAAAGCAAUAGAUUUUUAUUCGGGGAGCAAGUGCACGACAGCCACCGCGGAAUCACAGUAUUUCGCCCGCCCCCGGAGCCUGGUGAAGAAUGUGGAGGAGGGCUGACUAAGUGAGUGGAAGCAAAAGGCUGGUGGAUUCAUACCGAUCCGAGUCACUAAAAAACUCAAAACCGCCGCGUCAUGUUCGGAUUCGACGGAGAGUAUCGCCGAAGACCGGUGCAAAGUCUGGGUGGAGCCUCGCACACCUGCGACCGGGACACCGUGAUCAGAAAGGCCGCCCAAGAGCGCCAGAAGCGCAACGAGCUGCGCCAGAAGGAAAACGGUGCGGUUGUUCUGCAGUCCUACGCCCGCUCCUUCAUCCACCGACAGCGGCGAAAGCGGGCGGAGCGGGAAGCCUUCGAUAGCUACUUGUUAGCCCACAAGGAUCGCAUCACGGAGGACGAGAGCCUGACCUUCCUUUUGCGGCGUCUGAACUUCUUUUACAGCAGUCGGGAGGCCAAGGAUGGCGAGCGAUUGAUCGAGGUCUGUCAGCAGAUCCUACGACAGCCAGCUCGCCUGAUACGGCAUUCUUCUCUCGACUCUACGUGGCUUUUGAGGCUCUGUAAGCUGCUGGACACGUGCUUGCUACAGCUGAGUCAGUCGCACACGGCCCAGGCCAUUCCCUUGCGUAUGCUGGAGACCUUCACCACCGUAUCCUCUGUCCAGCGCUAUGUGGAGGAUGAGGCUAUGCUGUUCCAGUAUCUGGAGCGCGUCUUUGGCUUUAUGAUUGCCCGUAACUACUUUCUUCGACUGCGACGGCUGCUGGAUGACAAGUGCCCGCCCUUGGAUGGAGAGACCUUGCAUGCUCCGAGUCCGCUAGCAGAAGCUCUGCUCCAGCUACUACUGCGUCCUCUGGCGGUGGCUAAGCGGGCCUCUGCUGGGGGCCAGUUGUCGCCCAUGUCGCUGGCCGUCUGUCACAACUUCAUCCGGGACAUUCUUGCCACGGCACACACGGAUCCGCUGCGGUACUUUCUGCUACCAUGCUUUGCGCAAAACGCGGAUUUUCCCUUUGACUUGCUGAUGCGCUCACUCUUCGACGCUCUGGAAUCGGUUGGGCCAGCGGAGUCGGAGAGCACGUCCAGUCGGCGCAGCUUCCUUUUUCACGGAGCAGAAACGGGCCAGAAGGCCAAGCGCUUUGACUCGCUGUUCUCUUCCUAUCUACUCAACUCCCUCCUGGUGCUCGAUCGCAGGCAGUUGGCCUCCCUGCAGCAAACCUCCCUGUUGGUCGUCUAUGUGCGCCUCAUCGCCGAAAUGAUGCCCAACAUUCUGCAGCUGCCCAAGUCCACGCUGCGCGGCCAUGCUAAUGCCCCUCAUCGUCACAGGGACAGCGAUGAUGAGUCCGAGGACUCGGAAGAGGAGGAAGAGGAACUGCCAUCGGCUCGCACAUUGGACUAUGAUAUGGAACAGGCUUGCCGAGCCAGCAACGAACUGACUGUCAAGGAGCGCGACUGUCUGUUGGAGUCCAUUGCCAUACUGAAUGAAACGGAGCGGGUGGACUUCAUUGUCCAGCAACUGGAUCCGCACAUCGAUAACAGUCAGCUCAUCUAUGCGCUCUGCGAGAUUUGUCACAACCUGAUGAUCUACAACAAGCAUGCGGUCUUUGAAUACAAAUUGCUGUAUACGUUGGCUUUUACUCCUAAGUUCAUACGCGCUGUGUGGUUUAAGUUGGCUGCAGAGUCCACCCAAAUGGGCUUCUCUGCUCCACUAACCCUUAUUUCCAAGGGCGUUGUGCCCAAACCACAAGGAGUGGAUCGAACUAUUCCUCUCUUGGCCACCUUUUGCAUGCUUUUCGGUAGGCUACUGCCCACCCUCCAUGAUGUGGAGUUUGGGGAGAACAAGCUGUUGCUGCAGGUCCACUCCACCAUUAACCAUGUCCGACUCAUGCCCUUUUCUAUUGCGGAAAUUGUACAAAUGUCCAAGACACUGAAGGAUAUUAGUAUGGGCCUUGUGGAGCUGGCAUUUCCAGAGACUCGCAGCAAUUUGGCCAACUACCGGAGUGUCCUGGGUCACACGGAGGCCGACGACAAGAAGUUGCGGCAUCAGAAGCAAAUCUGGGCCAACCUGCUCAAUGUGGUCGUCUUUGUGCUCAACCAGAUUCACACACGCGACUUGCGUUUAGGCUUUUGCCCGGAGGCACACUGGACCGUAACCCGGUUGGACCUGCCGCUGGACAGACCUACAGAUCUACCGCUGACCCAUAGCAGUCGUCUGCGGGGAAUUCGACCCUUCCAGCCCAUACGGGACUUUACUCGAGAAGAUUUCGAGAACGGGCCGCCCAUGUCAACCAAGCAGAUUCGCUCCAUAACCAUUCUGCGCGAGAUUCCCUUUGUCGUGGCUUUUAACAAGCGGGUGAGCAUUCUGCAAGGUUUGGUGGCGGCCAACAAGAUGCGGGUGCAAGGCAAUCUGCAAGCCUUUCUCCAGGGUCCUUCAGUUAUGAUCACAGUGAGGCGGUCUCAUCUUUACGAAGAUGCAUAUGACAAGUUGCGUCCUGAAAAUGAACCGGAUCUGCGCUUUAAGUUCCGCAUACAGUUCGUUUCCUCGCUGGGACUGGAUGAGGCUGGCAUCGAUGGCGGUGGUGUUUUCCGCGAGUUCCUUUCGGAACUGAUCAAAACUUCCUUUGAUCCAAAUCGUGGCUUCUUUAUGGUAACCACGGACAACAAGCUUUAUCCCAAUCCUAAUGUAGCCGAUCUCUUCGAAGACUAUGAGAAGCACUACUACUUCAUUGGUCGCAUCCUGGGCAAGUCUAUAUAUGAAAACCUGCUGGUGGAGCUGCCAUUGGCCGAGUUCUUCCUCACUAAGUUAGCUGGCAAAUACUCGGAUGUGGACAUCCAUCAGUUAGCCUCCUUGGAUCCGGAGCUGUACCGCAAUCUGCUGUACUUGAAGGACUAUACAGGCGAUGUUAGUGAAUUGAACUUGGACUUCACCGUGGCAAGUAGUUCACUGGGCCAGACACAAAUUGUCGAGCUGAAGCCGCAGGGCCAGAGCAUUCCGGUGACCAACUCGAAUCGCAUUGAGUACCUGCAACUGAUAGCCGACUACAAGCUCAACGUGCAGAUACGUCGUCACUGCAACGCCUUCCGCAAGGGUCUGUCCAACGUCCUGCCCAUCGAAUGGCUGUACAUGUUCAGCAACAAAGAGCUGCAAAUACUCAUUUCGGGAGCCGAGAUACCAAUUGACCUGGAGGAUCUUAAGAAACACUGCAAAUACGGCGGUGAAUUUACUCCGGAACACCCUUCGAUUGUUGCAUUUUGGGAGGCUCUGGAAGGUUUCGAUGAUCUGCAGCGCAGGCAGCUGCUUAAAUUCGUCACCAGCUGCUCCAGGCCACCAUUACUGGGCUUUAAGGACCUGGACCCACCAUUCUUUAUCCAAAAUGCUGGAGACAUGGAACGGCUGCCCACGGCCAGCACCUGCACGAAUCUGCUUAAGCUUCCCCCCUUCAACAAUGUGGAACAAAUGCGUGAAAAGCUGCUUUAUGCCAUUCAGUCCGGCGCAGGCUUUGAACUCAGCUAAUCUGUCAAUCCUCAAAAACCUCCAAACAUAUCCAAAAAUCACAGCCCCCAGAAAGGAAUAACAAAGUCCCAUACAAGUUACCCACCUGGCAGAGAAAAAGGAUCGCAGGACGGCUGGUCAGAAGGCAGGCAAACUAUUCCAGUUAAUUUACAACCAAUGUACAUUUUGAUUAACGUAAUUGCUUAGUGUAAAGUAUGAAGCUUAUGAGGUCUGUUUAUCCAAGUUUUCUUUGUAGUUCGUUUGAGUUUGUUUUUCGUAUAACAAAAUAUAAAUGUAAAUCAAAGCGAGCUAAGAAUAUUUCAAUAAAGGGCAAGCGUUGUCAGUCCGCACGUU